AUGAGAGCAGCAGUGAACGAAGACCUGGGAUUGCCAUCGAGCCUGAUUCACCUGGUCCCAUGCUCAGACUACAAGACUAUCAGUGCUCGAGCAUGCUCGCAGAAGGCCGCGGAGAAGAUCUUUGAGCAACUUGUCAAAACAGACUGGGAUGGACUUGUAAACCUGGCUUUCUCAGGCUCUGAUUCUAGGUUGUAUACGGCGGCAGGCCUGGUUUUUGAAUGCUUUGCGCAUGAGGUGCUGAAGAAAGGAGGAAACAGAUAUAGAUUGCGCAGUCUAGGGUCGGGUGAGGAUGAUGAAGGGGCAAGGGAAGAGAUAGAUUUGCAUAUGAAGAAGUCGCAGGCAUACUUUGAGUUUUCAACAACAGGACUCAACGAGUGGAAGUUCAUGAAGAACACAUAUUGCAAGCCCAAGGCAUUGAACUUCCCUUGCAUGGAUGCGCUUUUAUUGUCAGAUCAGGAGGUCCUCUACAUGUUCCAGAUGACACGGGCAGAAGAACAUCCUAUCAAGCUUGGACCACUAUGUAAGAUAUUGACAGCUCUACGAGCCAAGAACAAGUUUGAGAGGGUUUUCACGAACGAGAAGACAGCAAGUGAGAUGGAGAAGCAGCAAGUGGAAAACGUUACUCAGCACGCGAUGUUCUUGUCCAAGGGGGACGUGGCAUGGCUAAAGGGAGCGGAGAUCAGGAUCCAGAUCGUAGAUAAGGCAAGGUCUCAGAGGGAAGAGCAACUGGAGGGAGGCGAUGAGGCGACAACAUAA
Messenger RNA from Guillardia theta CCMP2712, 756 nucleotides. RefSeq lists its product as hypothetical. The transcript has 2 exons. The coding region runs from base 1 to 756 and encodes 251 amino acids. The record is from RefSeq and is a predicted model, not a curated record. Lineage: Eukaryota; Cryptophyceae; Pyrenomonadales; Geminigeraceae.